AUGCCGAAAGCACUGAUUGACCCGAAGGGAAACAAGGAAGUGUAUGAUCACUUAUCGUUGUUCCUAUGCCCCAUCGACUUGACAAAAUCGGUGGACACGGAGUAUACUUUUGCGGUUACCAGUCAAACUGAUUCCAAUAACACAGUGGAAAAGGAAGCAACAAAAAGAUUCCCUGAUAUAAAACAUUCUGGCUGGGGUUGGCGAAAGUUCAUGCCUCUCAGUGAACUGCACGACCCUGACAAGGGAUAUAUCGUGAAUGAUACUUGUAUCAUUGAGGUUGAGGUUACUUGUAGGAUGGAUGAGGACUCAAAAGAUGCUUAUGACAGUGUGAACGAAAGCGACCUGAACAAGGUUGCACAUACAGAAAAUGAGAAACAAAGUAGUCCUGAGUAUCCAGGAGCAGGACAACCCUUCGGUGAAGGGAGACAUAACAACAAAGUCGGUUUCGGCAAGGAAGAGGAAUUUGAAGAUGUCGGAGGGUUUUGUAUUCUGAAAACACAGGCGCCGCUAUAUAGGCAAAUAUGGUUGAAAUAUGGUCAUAUUCCAUCUGCCAAGGUAAUGCCAAUCGCUUCCUAUCCAAUCCUAGUAAUUGUGGUCAAAGACUUGAUGUGUUCUAUCACAGAUAUGCAUAAAUGCCAUUAUGUAGAUUUAUCAUCUGAAAUGAUCGAUAGAUGGGAAGAUAUGAUAACAAUGGCUGAGAAAUUUGAAUUUAACAUUGGAUGGCUGCGGGAACGAUUUGAACAUGUGAAAAAAGGGAUGUGUCAGAUGCAGAAUGAGAAUGUUAAGACGGAACUGCUGGAGCAUGGUCAGCAUUUACGUGCAACAAAAUCAAAGAUGAGGGUACUCAGGAAUGUGAUGACAAAGGUAGAGGUUCAGUUGAUUGCGUUGAAGGAUGACGUGCGUGAGAAAAUUUCUGGGUUACUCUCCAAAUCAGAUACGGAAACCUAUCUGGAAAUAGGUGAAGAUUUACUACUAGAUGGAUUGUUCUAA
Messenger RNA from Papaver somniferum (opium poppy), 990 nucleotides. Its product is annotated as MATH domain and coiled-coil domain-containing protein At3g58210-like. The coding region runs from base 1 to 990 and encodes 329 amino acids. The record is from RefSeq and is a predicted model, not a curated record. NCBI's taxonomy places the organism in Eukaryota, Viridiplantae, Streptophyta, Magnoliopsida, Ranunculales, Papaveraceae. Gene Ontology annotation, molecular function: protein binding. The transcript has 3 exons.